AUGCGGCUUGCGGGCAGGGCAGGGGAGGGCAGGGCAGGGCAGUUAAGUCACCAUGGCGCUUCUCCUCCGGCCCGUCUGUCCAAAGCGGUCAGAACGGGGGAACUGAUUGGCUUGCCUGCCUGCACCACCACCCUUCCCCUCCCCUUUCCCCCCCAAGUCAGCCAAGUUUUUCUCGAGUCCCAUCGUGACCUGACCCGGCCAGCUAAGAUGACCCAAACCCGCAGACACCAGCGCGCAUAA
Ustilaginoidea virens is the source of this 240-nucleotide messenger RNA. RefSeq lists its product as uncharacterized. The record is from RefSeq and is a predicted model, not a curated record. Lineage: Eukaryota; Fungi; Ascomycota; Sordariomycetes; Hypocreales; Clavicipitaceae. The transcript has 2 exons. Bases 1 to 240 code for a protein of 79 amino acids.